Molecule: messenger RNA, 1452 nt
Organism: Suillus subalutaceus
Lineage: Eukaryota; Fungi; Basidiomycota; Agaricomycetes; Boletales; Suillaceae
Exons: 8
Coding region: 1-1452 (483 amino acids)
Source: RefSeq, a predicted model, not a curated record
AUGGCACCUCGUAAGCCUACCUCCAAGCCAAAGCGCGCCCCCUCACCACCUGCCGCAAAACAGCAGGUGCACACUGCAAGUGGUCGAGAGCGGCAACCAACUGAAAAAGAGAACUACCGUUUCAGUGAAUCCCAACAUGUUGUCCAUCGCCAAGAAAUCAAGGAAACCCGGACGGCAAAACAGAAGAAGAAGGCCUUAAAGGCUGCCUACCAAGGGCAUCCUGAUGUCUUCGAGAAAGAGCCGUCAGAGCUCCUUAGCGACAUGGACAGGCAAGAAGACACAAUGUUCUCUGACCACAGUGUCGAUACAAGGUUGUCCAACACUAAUAGCCUGACAUUCAGUACAGGGAAAAUCCCUCCAAGGUUGCGCAACUCAUCCAUACCUACAACCAAAGGACCAAAAGCACCACAUAAUGUUGACGAGUCAACAGACAACAACGACGAUGACGCUGCCGACGAUGCUGACGAUGACGACGACGAACAGUUGCCUGCAGCUCGAGGGACCAAGCGAUCAUUCGAUGACAUGUCGUAUGAAGAUACCAUGGUGCCAAAGGUCAAGAAAAACGCUGAUGGUUCGCGUCGACGCAUGAAAGCCAGCGACUUUGACGAAAUCUUGAAAGAGAUUCUCAUAACUGCUUGCUCCGUUUAUCGGUGUCUCAUCGUCACACAGGCACCUUUUCCGGAUUCCAUUGCAGCUGAGACAAAACUGGCGAAAGAGGCCUGGCAUGAGGCAUGUCAACUCAAAGGUGUUGACGUCAAACUGACCCCUUCGGUGGUGAACAUGCUGUUGAAACGCGCUUCACACGUGCGAGGCGAACUCAAGACGAAGAUGCGUCCGCUCACAGCUUCAUUUCAUGGCUUCCGCUCAAGUAAUUCUAUGGAGGUGAUAAGGUCAAACCAAGAUCUCGCAGAGAGAUUGAAAAUUGGCUCGAUCUUUGUUUUCAAGGACCCGUCAUCAAAGUCAGGCAUCUACAAGACCGAGUUGCUUCAACAGGGUAUCAACAGCAUGUGGUUCUUGAACCGAAGUGACGAGGGUGUCGUCUACCACAAAUACUUCGACCCCAUCCCUAUCAAAACUAUUGUGCUCGUGCUUACGGCUAUAGAAUGUUGUGUUGAUGAGUGGUCGCAAGGCAUCAAAGAGGACAUCAAGUUCACAUCUGCUGGUUAUGGGACCGUCUACAACCACCAUUUCAGCUCACUGCAACGCUUUGAUGAGCGCACUGCGCCUUACAAACUCCUCUCAAAAAUUCGUAUCAAUCUGCAUGAUACAGCGCGCUUCCACGCAGGUGUCGCAUCACUCAUUCCAUUGUCGGCUACAUCCCAGGCCCACAUCGACGACGCAGCGUUUGAAGACGCUAUUCGAGAGUACCAGCGUGAGGGGAAGGAUGCGGCAGUCGAGGAUGAGGUCGAGGAGUAUGAGUAUCCUAGUAGCGAGGGUGGGGAUGAUGAAUAG